AUGGCCACCGACGGCGGCGGCAGAUGUGCCGACAACGACCUUAGUUUUGUUGAAUCCGGUGCCCGCUCUGCCCUUCGUCACUCUCCCACUGCCCUUCCUCGCUCUCCCACCGCCCCCAUGCUAGCGUUCCUGGCAGUGGUGGAUAUUUCACCGGCAGCGGAGAGGAGCUCGACAAGCAAGGUGGCAGCAAGUUCAAGCCCACCUCCGACGACAUUUUUUCACGGGCGGCAACAUCAUUGGCCCAGUUUGGAUGAUGAUGAACCAUGGGAAGUGAGAUUCCAUUUCCAAGGAUGUGAUAAUCUGGAAAGGAGACUGUAUCAGUCAGAUAUAACAUGCCUGAAUAUGUUAGCAAUCAUUGGGAUGCAGGGCUAUGAUCAGAGUGAUUCCAUGUAUUAUGUGAAGGAAGAUGGUGUAGGAAUGUCAGGGAUGCAACUAAUCAGGAGUGAUGAAGAUGUUGAAGAGAUGUUGGAGUUAUAUGAGGACAAGAUGUGUGUUACUAUCACUGUUAUGAAAGGUAGAGAGAUUGAGAGGGCAGAACUGCAGAUUAACAUUGGAGAUGAGCAGCAAAUUCCUAUUUCACAGAUAGGUUCACCUAAAAUAUACAAUGUAGAUGAAGAAGGUGUGUUGUAUGCAAGUCAGGCAAAUAAAAAGGCAGAACAAGCAGCAUGUUUUGCUCCAAUUGUCAGUGUACACACAGAGGACUCAUGUGGAGAAUAUCUUAUCACUCAGGAGAGUUGCAAUGUGAGGAAGGGGGCAACUAUUGCAGAUCUAGAUGAUUUCCUUAAUGAGUUUGCUGACAUUCUAGAAGUGCAAGAACAUAACAUGGAAGAAGAUAACAUGGAGGAUGAAGAAAACAUGGAGGAGGAAGAUCUGAUGGAUUCUGAUAGCUGUGAAGAUGAGCAAGAGGAUGAGGAUGCAGACAUACAUGUGAAAAUAAAAGACCUGAAGAGGAAGAGGGUUUUUGAAGGUGAUUCUGAGCCAGAAGAUUUAUUUUGUGAGGCUGAUGAGGAAGAAGAGGGCUUUGAAGUCAAGGGCAAAGAAGAGGAAGGCCAGGAAAUGGUAUGA
Triticum turgidum subsp. durum (durum wheat) is the source of this 1065-nucleotide messenger RNA. Lineage: Eukaryota; Viridiplantae; Streptophyta; Magnoliopsida; Poales; Poaceae. The record is from the annotation of a GenBank genome assembly.